This is a messenger RNA of Rubroshorea leprosula, 2037 nucleotides long. The record is from the annotation of a GenBank genome assembly. NCBI's taxonomy places the organism in Eukaryota, Viridiplantae, Streptophyta, Magnoliopsida, Malvales, Dipterocarpaceae.
CCUCUCUUGAGGAAUUGGCAAAAGCUUGCUAUUUUUCUCCUCUUUUCUUGUUCAAAAACAAGAUUUAGGGCCUAUAACUCCCUCUAAAGCCAAGGAAUUUUCAGAUCUGCAGCUGCUCCCCCUGUCCGCGAGCUGCUCUUGCCGGUGGGUGUGUAAUUUCGGUUUUCUGGUAUGAAUUAACCAUAAAAUCAUCCCUUUAGCCUUGAUUCAAGUUGGGUUACUCUAAUUUCCUUUUUUUUUUCCUUCAAUUUUGUGUUAGUUCUCUCCAAUUCCCGUUAGCCAUCCACACUGCCAGCUCCGAUUUCAGCUUGCCGAAAUUUUCUGGUAUGAUGGACAACAUCCUUUAAGUCCAAUUUCGCCCAUUUAAUUGCUGAAAUUGUCCAUGUAAUUGCUGCCCCUGUAUUGUUCACAUUUCUGUUGAAAUAUAGAAGAAAUUGGUGGCACUUCAAGUUGUGUUUUUUAGUUUAAUUCAAGUAGAAAUCCCUUGAUUUAGCUGAUGUGAGCCAAAAAAAGAAGGGGAACCCAGCCAUGCUUGAGAAACCGGUGAGAAAGCUUGGUUUUUGGCCUUCUUUUCUUGCUCUAGAACACUUCUAGAACCCAGAAAUCUCUCCCCCUUUGCUGGAAAAUCCGGAUCUGCUCUGCUCUUCCUUUUCACCGCCGGCUGCUCCUGCUUUGUGGGUGUGAUUUGUUCGGUUUUUUGGUAAGAAACAGCCAUGAAUCUCCCUUCUCUAGCUUUGAUUGCCUUGGGUUUAUGUUAAUUGCUCUUAUUUCCUUGAAUUUUGGGUUAAAGCCGUGAGCUUUCUUCUUCCAUGCCGCCGGCCUUCUUCCCCAAUCUGCUAGCUCCGGUUCCUUGCUUGUAAAUUUUGAAAAAUGGGGGGAAUUUUGGUAGCCUUUGAGCAUGUUUUAAGCUUGGUUUAAGUGUAAAUUAGCUUGAUUAAUUGUUGUGAUUUUUGGAGAGAAAAUCCCGUGAGAUUAGCUAGUGUUUUGGCCAAUUUGUGAAAGUCGGGGUUACUGUUCACGUCGGGUCACUGUUCACGGACACUGUUCACCGGUUACUGUUCAUACCCCGAGGGCCAACAUUUAACGGGAAUUUAAGUGAUUAGUUUGUGAUAUGAGAACGAAUUUGGAGAUGUCGGAUCAUGUGGAAAGUGAUAGAAAUAGCAUUGUGAUUAGGAAUAAUCCUAAUGAUGAUUUCCGUGUGAAUUUGUGAUAGUGGUAUUAAUUCUUGAAAUAUUUUGAUUAGGUUCCCGAUCGUUCUGUCAGUUAGCACUGAGAUUGAGUGCUCGGUUUUAUGCAAGUGAGGUAAGUAAAUUUAUGGUAAUGCCCGUACUGUUUUAAAAGCAUGUUUUGAUUUGUUUUUGAAGUGGUGGCUGGACUAAACCCGUUUUACACAAGUAUGACUGAUUUGAAGUGAAAUGUUUUGUGCUUUUCAUGAAAUUGAGCAUGCCUACUUGAAAGUGAUUGUGAACUGUCCUGAUGAUCUGAAAGUGAUUGUGAAUUGUGAUUUUCCUGUUAACUUCUACCUGUUUUGUCUCCGAUAUGAUCAUGUUAUUCGUGUGCCCGCUAGUGGGAGGUUUAUAAACGCUAGCACAUGUCGACAUGUUAGUGAAAGAGCCGGAGACGUCUAUUUCGUGCCCGUACUGUAUCCGUUUUUCGUGAUUGCACAUGUUGGCAUGCUAUGAGUUUAAUUAAGGGCAAUCCAUAUUUUACUUACUGAGUUUAUCUCAUAGUUUUCCUUGUCCACCAUUUCAGGAAGUGAAACCGAGGACGGGGAAAUCACGGGAAGUGACGAGUUAGAAGGCUAGCCAUAUUGUAAUUGGAUAUAAAUUUUAGAUAUGAAUCAUGAUCUUGUAUUCGGAGAUUUUAUGAUAUCAGAGAGAAUUUUAUAAUUUGAUCUUCAGAUUUUGGUGUGACCACAACUAAGCUUCUCUUGAACCUGAAUUAUGUUUACCAUGCCUUGAUAAUCAUCCAAGCUUCGAUUUGCUUGUUGUAUGUUGUUAUCAACCCAGAUCUGCUCAAUAAGGCCAUUUAAAGCUU